AUGAACACUUUGAUCUUCUGGGACUCUACACUGGCAUAUUCUGCGCAAAACUAUGCCGACACUUGUCCAACUUCAAAAUCUGGUGCCACUGGCUACGGGGAAAACAUCUUUAAUAAAUUCACCACUUCCCCGGCAACUUAUCUUGAUGGAUAUGCUACUGAUGCUCCAUACAAAUGGGAUGAGCAAUUAUCGGACUUUGGCUUGAGCUCGCUGACCAUGGACGCCACCAUUUUGGCCAGUGGAGUGGCCGACGCGACACAAAUGUAUUGGGCUAAAACCAAGUACGUCGGCUGCGGAGUGAAAAACUGCGGACCCGACCCAUCUCAAGCUAACAAAACUCGCAUAGUUGUGGUUUGUCAUUAUACACCAAAGUAA
This is a messenger RNA of Caenorhabditis briggsae, 375 nucleotides long. The record is from RefSeq and is a predicted model, not a curated record. Bases 1 to 375 code for a protein of 124 amino acids. NCBI's taxonomy places the organism in Eukaryota, Metazoa, Nematoda, Chromadorea, Rhabditida, Rhabditidae. The transcript is spliced from 3 exons.